Galeopterus variegatus (Sunda flying lemur) is the source of this 799-nucleotide messenger RNA. RefSeq names its product macrophage metalloelastase-like. The record is from RefSeq and is a predicted model, not a curated record. Gene Ontology annotation, molecular function: metalloendopeptidase activity; zinc ion binding. Gene Ontology annotation, biological process: proteolysis; collagen catabolic process; extracellular matrix organization. Gene Ontology annotation, cellular component: extracellular matrix. NCBI's taxonomy places the organism in Eukaryota, Metazoa, Chordata, Mammalia, Dermoptera, Cynocephalidae.
AUGAAGUUCCUUCUAUUGAUACGUUUGCAGGUCAGUGUUUCUGGAGCUGUUCCUCUGACCACCUCUUCAAGCCUGAAAGAACAUGAUGUGGUAUUUGCACAAAGGUACUUGGGAACCUUUUACAGCUCUGAGGUAGAAAGAAUGCCAAUGACAAAAAUGGAAGUGUAUAGGAACUUUAAGGAAAGAAUCCAGAAAUUGCAGCAGUUCUUGGGGUUAAAAGUGACUGGGCAACUGGACACAUCUACUCUGGAGAUGAUGCGCACACCUCGGUGUGGUGUGUCUGACGUGCAUCCUUUCAAGAUAUUGCCAGGGGGGCCAGUAUGGCAAAAACGUUCUCUCACCUACAGAAUCACCAAUUACAAUCCUGACUUGAAGCGUGAGGAUGUUGAUGAUGCCACCCAGAAAGUUUUCCAAGUAUGGAGUGAUGUGACCCCCAUGAAAUUCAUAAAGAUAAAUGAAGGCGAGGCUGACAUUAUGAUGCUUUUUGCAUCCAGAGACUUUCGACCUUUUGAUGGUAAAGGUAAAGUCAUAGCCCACACUUUUGCAUCUGGACCUGGUAUUGGAGGAGACUUACAUUUUGAUGAGAAUGAAGACUGGACUAAACAUUCUGAUGGCAUAAGCUUGUUCCUUGUGGCUGUUCAUGGGAUUGGCCAUUGCUUGGGUCUUGACCAUUCCGAUGAUUCAAGUGCCAUAAUGUUCCCCCUCUACAGUUAUGUUGACCCCAGCACAUUUCACCUUUCUGCUGAUGACAUAAGUGGCAUUCAGUCCCUCUACGGAGGACCAGAGGAGCACCUCGAAA